This is a messenger RNA of Helianthus annuus (common sunflower), 1062 nucleotides long. Its product is annotated as receptor-like protein 44. Bases 115 to 933 code for a protein of 272 amino acids. Lineage: Eukaryota; Viridiplantae; Streptophyta; Magnoliopsida; Asterales; Asteraceae. Gene Ontology annotation, molecular function: protein binding. The transcript has a single exon. The record is from RefSeq and is a predicted model, not a curated record.
AAUUCACACCAAUUACACUUUUUUUCUUCUUCUCAAAUCCUCUCUCCACCCUUACUUAUUCCCCUUUUUCGACCAUUUAAACUUGAUUUCUUCAAAUUUUAUUUCAUUUUAGUCAUGGGCUUUUUUAGUUUGACACUAAUGUCAAUACUAAUGUGUGCUUUCUUGCCUCCAUCAUCACAAGACCCCAAUGAUCAAUCUUGUCUAACAAACUUGUUCCAAUCCAUGCACGUCCCGGACCAUAACUUGGUCAAUUGGACCGAACCCAACCUCGCAAACCCAUGUUCGGGUUUCAUGUCAAACCUCACAGGCGCAACGUGCAACAACGGUCGAAUCUACAAGCUCUCCUUGAGCAACCUCUCCCUAUAUGGCUCAAUCUCACCCUACAUCUCCAACUGCACAAGUCUCCAAUCAUUAGACCUCUCAAACAACGCUUUAACCGGACCAAUACCAACCGAAUUCCAGUACCUCAUUAACCUCGCCAUCCUCGAUCUCUCCUCCAACCACCUUUCGGGCACCAUCCCACCAUCCCUCACAAUGUGCAUGUUCCUCAACAUCAUUGACCUCCACAACAACUCCCUCACCGGACCAAUCCCACCGCAACUCGGUUCAUUGGUUCGGUUAUCGGUUUUUGAUGUUUCGGAUAACAAACUGUCGGGUGUGAUCCCCACAAGCCUCGUGGAUCGGCCCGGAAACCUUCCUGGCUUCAAUGCUACGUCGUAUUCGGGUAAUGAGGAUCUUUACGGGUACCCUUUGGGUCCAAUGAAGAGUAGAUCAGGGUUGCCCGUUCUGUUGAUUGUUGGGAUAGGGUUGGGGAGUGGGUUGAUUAGUUUGGUGUUGAGUUUUGUUGUGACGUGUGUUUGGUUGAAAGUGACGGACCAGAAGUUGGCUGCUGAACAUCAAGGCAAAAUCAAUGAAUUAAUGCCGGAAUAUUGAUUUAUAGUUUUGGUUUGGGGGUGAAAUGUGAAGUUUGCUGAGCUUAAAUUUGUUUUUGUUUUAUUUAUUUUUUUUAGCUAAAAUUUUUGCAGUAAAUCAGUUCUUUGUGCAUUUUCUUGUAACAAACAA